Sapajus apella (tufted capuchin) is the source of this 13764-nucleotide messenger RNA. RefSeq names its product spectrin beta, erythrocytic (gene SPTB). Gene Ontology annotation, cellular component: spectrin; cell junction; cell projection. Gene Ontology annotation, biological process: actin cytoskeleton organization. The coding region runs from base 3820 to 10806 and encodes 2328 amino acids. The transcript has 37 exons. Gene Ontology annotation, molecular function: actin filament binding; structural constituent of cytoskeleton; phospholipid binding. NCBI's taxonomy places the organism in Eukaryota, Metazoa, Chordata, Mammalia, Primates, Cebidae. The record is from RefSeq and is a predicted model, not a curated record.
GUAACCCUCAUGCCUAGCAAAGGGCCUGGCACACAGCUCAUUCACUCUUUCCCUUUUAAGGUUCAGGUUCCCUUUUAAGGGAAAGAGUGAAUAAGCCCAAAUAAUAAGAUUGAGGGACAAACAUACGCUGCUACUACUACUAUUACUACGACGACUACUACUGAUACUAACUCUUUCUAGGUGCCAGACAUUGUUCUGGGUGUUUUCCAUAUAGGAAAUCCUUAAUAUUCACAAUUCCAUAACGUAGAUAAUGUUAGUAUCCUUGUUUUAUAGAUGAAGAAACCAAGGCACAGAGAGGCUGUUUUGUCCAAGAUUACACAGCCAGUAAGCGGCAGAGCUGGAAUUUCAACCCAGGCAGUCUGCUCAUAGCCCUGCCUCUUAAUCUUUGUACUCCAUCUCCACUAGCAGAAAUAACAUACACGAACGUUUUAAAACUAUGCAACUGUUUUUUUCUUUGCAUUGCUCACUGGGUCUGUAGUGUUCUCUGUCCUUGGAAAGUAAAAAGAAUCUAAAAGUGGCUAACAGGGCAAACAGUGGGUCUUUCUGGACAUUUCUAUGUAAUCUGGGCUGUUACCUGUGAAGUUGUGUCAGGUGCAUGAAGAAUGUGACAUGUAGGUAGACAAAAAGAAGACUUGGAUUCGGGCCAACUUAGUCCUUCUAUUUCUCUAAUGCCUCAAAGACCGCAUAUAAUGAGCUGGUCCUUCAAUUGUCACCCUGUUGAAUAAGAAUGGGAGCACAUCAAACUCUGGCUAUGACUGGUACUUCAGAAGAACAGAGUUUGACAGAAUGAAAAGGAAGGGGAAUAGAGAGCAGGAAGAAUUGUAGGAUCGUUGGGAAAGGAGAUCACAAAGAAAGGAAGGCUGGAGUCACCAUAAAUCACACCACUUACUGCACGAUUUUCACAAUGACAACACAAAUCAUGCAAAGGAAAUAGGAAGUGUUGGCAUUCUACUUAUUUCACUUCUUCCAAGAAUUGAACUCUUCGUUGCUGGGGGGACAGGGAGGUAGGGGACUCAUGCCUUAGCCCAGGCCAUGAUGACAGCACAGGUCUGGACUCUGAAAGAAGCCAGGGUUUGUGAGGGGCCCCUGGUGAGGAGAUGGAAACUUGAGGAUGUUGGCCAAUAGGUCUGUAUGGAUGUAAUGGGAAGAAAGGAACUAUCAGAAAAAGUGAGUUUUUUAAAAAAACAAGUCUGAGGUUGAAUCAACUACAGUGGUUCUGAAAUCCUUCUGGAGAGUCCCAUGGUGGGAUUCUAAAGAAGCCAUCCACAGGUGGGUAUGGACAGGCUCUGGGGAGGCCCUUAUCCUGCCACUGUUUUGGAAGUCACUCAUUCACACACCUGAUGUCCCCGGUCCUGUGUUGCAGUGGUGAUGUGCCGAGUGAGGCAUCUGAUGCUUAGUAGGCAUUCAAAGCCAGUUCUUUUUGUCCUCUUCGCAGGCAGAAAGGAGGAGUCAGUAAGCUUUGUCUAUAAAGGGCUGGGCAGUGACUAUUAUCAGCUUUGUGGCUGCAUCUGGUGGUCUCUGUCACAUAUUCUAGUUUGUUUUACAGUCCUUAAAAAUGUGGAUUGUAGCCGUGCAAAACAUACUGGGGGCUAUCCUUUGACCUCUCCUGGUCUAGAGUAAUAAUCCUGCAGCUUCAGGCUCUGCCACAUGUGGCAUGAGUGUUCCAAAGACCCUAGGAUAUGUUGAACUUUGUCUUUGAAGAGUACAGCCCAUGUGACGUAGAUCGGUUAAUACUCUAGACCAGUGGUCUACAGACGAGAGUGCUCAGGCACUCCUUGCUAUUGUUUAAGGUGAGUAGAGUGUUAGUAGCCACAUAGCCCCUCUUACAGCCUCCUGAUUACGAUGAUAACAAAGGUGACUUUUGGCAGAUUAAAACAAAAAAUGUCCUUACUUUACACUGAGAGUGACUUCAUACUAGGAAUGGCCCUCCUCUCAGUGAGUGAGAUGGGAAUCCCUGUCAUUGGAGUUGGAGAAAUGACCUGAAAUGAGGAAGAUCCUAUUCAGGAGGUGAAAUGUAAAAUUCUGCUCUAAAAGAGGAGAUGCGCAAAUACUGUUUUGUCUGAGUUGAGUUAGGAUCAAGCGUCCAAGUUUUAGUAAAACGGGGCCAGAAUAUCCAAUUAUAUUGUUGCCGUUGUCCCUAUUCUUUUUCAAACGGACUAGGUUAAUUUAAACAUUGCUGUGACACAUUUGCUACCUACAGUUUUUUAGACACAGUGUUCAGAACUAAUAGAGUAACAGGCUAACCCACCUUUCACCUAGGCCCCUACCCAGUCAGUGGGGAAACUUUGGCUUGUGUUGUUUCCCUUUUCAUGUCAUUUUCAGGUCCAUGGUUCCUUAUUUGAAGCCAGUUGAGGAUAUGUGUUUUCAAAUUCAAAAUGUUUUAGAUUUGGAAACAUUAUACAAUGUUUGGGAUAGCAUCCCAUAAUCAAACAUGCUAUUAUUUUUGCAGCAAAACUUAUGAAUAUUUACACAAAGGAUAAAUAAAGGCUGUAACUUAACCUACUUAACCUAUUCAGAGCAUAUUUUACUGCCAAAUGAAUUAUUUAAAAAACCUUUCAGAGCUUUUGGAAUUUCAGAAUUGUUGCAGAUAAGGGAUUAUGAUCCAUAUGAUGUCUCUGAACUUAGACUGGAAGGAAGCUCUGUGAGUGUAGGGAGUGUAUCCUCCCCAAUGCUUAGCAUAGGACAUGCACAUAGUAGGUGCUCAUUAAAAGUCAGUAAUUUUUAUUAAUAUAAACAUGAUUACAUAAGUCAAGAGUAUUAUGUGACUAUUAAACAACUAGCCCUUAUUUAUCUUUCCAUUUUUCUCAUAAUGCAUUUUUGAAAGUGUUGGAAUUCCCCUAUAAGCUAUAAUUAAACCAAAAGCUACCUUGAUGGAGCAUAAAUUGCAAAGUAGUAAAUAAAGUAAAAGUUAUAUUGGAUUCUCUGUGUGUUAGUGGGUGAAUGAGUGAUAAACUAGUUAACUUGUGGAGCUAUCUUGCAGUUUUGUAAUUUAGCAAUGUAAUAUGCACAAUAAUUAACAACAUUGAUGAACAUUGAAUAUCAGAGAAGGUUUAUUGUAGCCCAUACCAACUACUUAUCUCAACCAUGAGCUGAAAAUGACUAAGUGACAUAAUAGCAAUAUUGAAAAUGGUACCAUCAAAAGGAGGGAAACGAUGAGGUCAUCCUCUCAGAACAUCUGGCCAGCUCUCUACACAGACCCGAGUCUCAUUUGUGAACUCCUAUUAGAGACAAAUGAGGGAAUUUGGAGUGAGUGUUAAUGAGAGCAAAGAAAAUUAAUGUGAUUUUAAAAAAUGGGCUCCACAAUAAAAAGCAAAAGAGAUUUGGAUUAUGAAACUAGAAAGCAAGAAGAGUGGGAGUGUCUUCUCUAAGUGUAUGCCUCUAACCAGAUUUCUACCGUUGUAAAAGGUAAAAUGGGGGAAAACAUCAUGCGGUGGUGUUUCUUAAAAAGUAGGUUUAAAUGGCAGGGAAUGAAUGAAAGCAAAAUAUAAAACUUCUAAAUGUGAUGAUGGUGAGUUGCUAGAAGAGAUGAUCAAAGUGGGCCAUGGACUCCUCUAUUCUCAGGAGACAUUGAAGAGCAGCUUUAUAUGAUUGAUCAGUAUAAAUAUGAGGAUACAGAUGAGAAGGAUGAAGGCAUUCACAGGUGAAGUAUGGAUGCAUGUGAUCACCCGGCCAUGGAUGGUGGAGGAAGCAGAGCUGGAGAAAUUUACUUCCUAUUAACUGGGUGAGAAAACUGGAGCACAGAGAAAAGCAGUUUUUCCAGCUAUGCCGGGACCCUUCCAUGAAGACUGAGGCAGGCGGAGCUGCUGAGAGCCUGCUGACAUGACAUCGGCCACAGAGUUUGAAAACGUGGGCAACCAGCCACCAUACAGCCGUAUCAAUGCCCGCUGGGAUGCCCCAGACGACGAGCUGGAUAAUGACAACAGCUCAGCCAGGCUCUUUGAGAGGUCCCGGAUCAAGGCCUUGGCAGAUGAGCGGGAAGUCGUUCAGAAAAAGACCUUCACAAAAUGGGUGAACUCGCACCUGGCUCGAGUGUCCUGCCGCAUCACCGACCUCUACAAGGACCUGCGGGAUGGGCGCAUGCUCAUCAAGCUGCUGGAGGUGCUCUCUGGAGAGAUGCUGCCAAAGCCCACCAAGGGGAAGAUGCGCAUCCACUGCCUGGAGAACGUGGACAAGGCCCUCCAGUUCCUCAAGGAGCAGCGUGUGCACCUGGAGAACAUGGGCUCCCAUGACAUUGUAGACGGUAACCACCGCCUGGUCCUGGGCCUCAUCUGGACCAUCAUCCUCCGCUUCCAGAUUCAGGACAUUGUUGUCCAAACUCAGGAAGGUCGUGAAACACGCUCAGCCAAGGAUGCGUUGCUGUUGUGGUGUCAGAUGAAGACAGCAGGCUACCCUCAUGUCAAUGUCACCAACUUUACCUCCAGCUGGAAGGAUGGCUUGGCCUUUAAUGCCCUGAUACACAAGCACCGGCCUGACCUGAUCGACUUUGAUAAGCUGAAGGACUCCAAUGCCCGGCACAACCUGGAGCACGCAUUCGACGUGGCCGAGCGCCAGCUGGGCAUUAUCCCACUCCUCGACCCCGAAGAUGUCUUUACGGAAAACCCUGAUGAGAAGUCCAUCAUCACCUAUGUGGUGGCAUUUUACCACUACUUCUCCAAGAUGAAGGUGCUGGCAGUGGAGGGCAAGCGUGUUGGCAAGGUUAUUGACCAUGCCAUCGAGACUGAGAAGAUGAUUGAAAAGUACAGCGGGCUAGCCUCGGACCUGCUCACCUGGAUUGAGCAGACCAUCACUGUUCUGAACAGCCGCAAGUUUGCCAACUCGCUGACGGGUGUCCAGCAGCAGCUGCAGGCCUUCAGCACCUAUCGGACCGUGGAGAAGCCACCCAAGUUUCAGGAGAAGGGGAAUCUGGAAGUUCUGCUUUUUACCAUCCAGUCCCGGAUGAGAGCCAACAAUCAGAAAGUGUACACACCCCAUGAUGGGAAACUAGUGUCUGACAUCAACAGGGCCUGGGAAAGCCUGGAGGAAGCAGAGUAUCGGCGGGAGCUGGCCCUGAGAAAUGAGCUCAUUCGGCAGGAGAAGCUAGAGCAACUGGCCCGGCGCUUUGACCGGAAGGCCGCAAUGAGAGAGACGUGGCUCAAUGAAAACCAGCGUCUCGUGGCCCAGGAUAACUUCGGCUAUGACCUGGCUGCCGUGGAGGCUGCCAAGAAGAAGCAUGAGGCCAUCGAGACUGACACGGCUGCCUACGAGGAGCGGGUGAGGGCCCUGGAGGACCUGGCGCAGGAGCUGGAGAAGGAGAACUACCAUGACCAGAAGCGCAUCACGGCCCGCAAGGACAACAUCCUUCGCCUGUGGAGUUACCUGCAGGAGCUGCUGAGGUCCCGGCGCCAGAGGCUUGAAACCACCCUGGUGCUACAGAAACUUUUCCAGGACAUGCUGCACAGCAUCAACUGGAUGGACGAGAUCAAGGCUCACCUCUUGUCUGCCGAGUUUGGGAAGCACCUGUUGGAGGUUGAAGACCUGCUACAGAAGCACAAGUUGAUGGAAGCUGACAUCGCCAUCCAAGGGGAGAAAGUGAAGGCCAUCACCUCAGCCACCCUGAAGUUCACUGAGGGGAACGGAUACCAGCCUUGUGACCCCCAGGUCAUCCACGACCGCAUCAGCCACCUGGAGCAGUGCUUCGGGGAGCUGAGCAACAUGGCAGCUGGGCGAAAGGCCCAGCUGGAACAGUCCAAGCGACUCUGGAAGUUCUUCUGGGAGAUGGAUGAGGCUGAGAGUUGGAUCAAGGAGAAGGAGCAGAUCUAUUCCUCCCUCGACUAUGGCAAAGACCUGACCAGCGUGCUCAUCUUGCAGCGUAAGCACAAGGCCUUUGAGGAUGAGCUCCGUGGGCUGGAUGCCCACCUGGACCACAUCUUCCAGGAGGCUCAUGGCAUGGUUGCGCGCAAGCAGUUUGGGCACCCACAGAUCGAGGCCCGCAUCAAGGAGGUGUCGGCCCAGUGGGACCAGCUGAAGGAGCUGGCUGCCUUCCGCAAGAAGAACCUCCAGGAUGCUGAGAACUUUUUCCAGUUCCAGGGUGAUGCGGAUGACCUGAAGGCUUGGCUGCAAGACGCCCACCGGCUGCUGUCUGGUGAAGAUGUGGGGCAGGACGAAGGGGCCACGCGGGCCCUGGGGAAAAAGCACAAGGAUUUCCUGGAGGAGCUGGAGGAGAGCCGUGGGGUGAUGGAGCACCUGGAGAAGCAGGCCCAGGGCUUCCCUGAAGAGUUUCGAGAUUCCCCAGAUGUGACAAAUCGGCUGCAGGUUCUGCGGGAGCUCUACCAGCAGGUGGUGGCCCAGGCGGACCUGCGCCGACAGAGGCUGCAGGAAGCCCUGGACCUGUACACAGUGUUUGGGGAGACAGAUGCCUGUGAGCUGUGGAUGGGCGAGAAGGAGAAGUGGCUGGCCCAGAUGGAAAUGCCAGACACCCUGGAGGACCUGGAGGUCGUGCAGCACAGGUUCGACAUCCUGGACCAGGAGAUGAAGACUUUGAUGACUCAGAUUGAUGGUGUGAACCUCGCUGCCAACAGCCUGGUAGAGAGUGGCCACCCACGCAGUGGGGAAGUUAAGCGGUACCAGGACCAUCUGAACACCAGGUGGCAGGCAUUCCAGACCCUGGUGUUGAAGCGGCGGGAGGCUGUGGACUCAGCCCUCCGAGUCCACAACUACUGCGUGGAUUGUGAGGAGACCAGCAAGUGGAUCACAGACAAGACAAAGGUAGUGGAGUCCACAAAAGACCUGGGGCGGGACCUGGCAGGUGUCAUCGCCAUCCAGCGGAAGUUGUCAGGGCUUGAGCGCGAUGUGGCCGCCAUCCAGGCCCGUGUGGAUGCCUUGGAGCGUGAGUCCCAGCAGCUGAUGGACUCGCACCCUGAGCAGAAGGAGGACAUUGGCCAGCGGCAAAAACACUUGGAGGAGCUGUGGCAAGGCCUACAGCAAGCCCUGCAGGGCCAGGAGGCCUCGCUGGGGGAAGCCAGCCAGCUACAGGCCUUCCUGCAGGAUCUGGAUGACUUCGGGGCCUGGCUCUCCAUUGCCCAGAAGGCUGUGGCCUCCGAGGACAUGCCGGAAUCCCUCCCAGAGGCUGAGCAGCUCCUGCAGCAGCAUGCAGCUAUCAAGGAUGAGAUUGACGGGCACCAAGAGAGCUACCAGCAUGUUAAAGAGUCUGGGGAGAAAGUGAUCCAAGGCCAAACGGACCCAGAGUAUCUGCUUUUGGGCCAGCGGCUGGAGGGCCUGGAUACGGGCUGGGAUGCCCUGGACAGGAUGUGGGAGAGCCGCAGCCACACCCUCGCUCAGUGCCUCGGCUUCCAGGAGUUCCAGAAAGAUGCCAAGCAGGCUGAAGCCAUCCUCAGCAACCAGGAAUACACUCUGGCUCAUUUGGAGCCCCCAGACUCCCUGGAAGCUGCAGAGGCUGGGAUACGGAAGUUUGAGGAUUUCUUGGUGUCUAUGGAGAACAACCGGGACAAGGUCUUGAGUCCUGUGGACUCUGGAAACAAGCUGGUAGCUGAGGGAAACCUGUACUCAGACAAGAUCAAGGAGAAGGUGCAGCUGAUUGAGGACAGGCACAGGAAGAAUGACGAGAAGGCCCAGGAGGCCACUGUCCUACUGAGAGACAAUCUGGAGCUACAGAACUUCCUCCAGAACUGCCAGGAGCUCACUCUCUGGAUCAACGACAAGCUGCUGACAUCUCAAGAUGUCUCCUAUGAUGAAGCACGAAACCUUCACAAUAAAUGGCUGAAGCACCAGGCCUUUGUGGCAGAGCUGGCUUCCUAUGAAGGGUGGCUAGAGAACAUCGAUGCGGAAGGAAAGCAGCUGAUGGAGGAGAAGCCCCAGUUUGCAGCCCUAGUGUCCCAGAGGCUGAAAGCCCUGCACUUGCUCUGGGAUGAGCUGCAGGCCACCACAAAGGAGAAGACCCAGCGCCUCUCAGCUGCCAGGAGCUCCGACCUGCGUUUGCAAACCCAUGCUGACCUCAACAAGUGGAUCAGCACCAUGGAGGACCAGCUUCGGUCAGACGACCCGGGCAAGGACCUGACCAGCGUCAAUCGGAUGUUGGCUAAGCUGAAGCGAGUGGAGGACCAAGUGAAUGUGCGGAAGGAGGAGCUGGGGGAGCUGUUUGCCCAGGUGCCUUCAAUGGGAGAGGAGGCAGGAGACACAGACUUGAGCAUCGAGAAGCGGUUCCUGGACCUCCUGGAGCCCCUGGGGAGGAGGAAGAAGCAGCUGGAAUCAUCCAGAGCCAAGCUGCAGAUCAGCCGGGACUUAGAGGAUGAGACGCUCUGGGUGGAGGAGAGGCUGCCUCUGGCCCAGUCAGCCGACUAUGGCACUAACCUGCAAACUGUGCAACUGUUCAUGAAGAAGAACCAGACGCUGCAGAAUGAGAUUCUGGGCCAUACGCCGCGGAUUGAGGAUGUGCUGCAGAGAGGGCAGCAGCUGGUGGAGGCGGCGGAGAUCGACUGCCAGGACCUGGAGGAGCGCCUGGGGCACCUGCAGAGCUCCUGGGACAGGCUGCGGGAGGCAGCGGUCGGAAGGCUGCAGCGCCUGCGGGAUGCCAACGAGGCACAGCAGUACUACCUGGACGCGGGAGAGGCCGAGGCCUGGAUUGGCGAGCAGGAGCUCUACGUCAUCUCUGAUGAGACCCCCAAGGAUGAAGAGGGUGCCAUCGUGAUGCUGAAGCGGCAUCUGCGGCAGCAGCGCGCGGUAGAGGACUACGGCCGUAACAUCAAGCAGCUGGCCAGCCGGGCCCAGGGCCUGCUGUCUGCAGGCCACCCUGAGGGGGAACAGAUCAUCAGGCUUCAGGGGCAAGUGGACAAGCACUAUGCAGGGCUGAAGGACAUGGCAGAAGAACGCAAGCGCAAGCUGGAGAACAUGUACCACCUGUUCCAGCUCAAGCGUGAGACUGACGAUCUAGAGCAGUGGAUUUCGGGAAAGGAGCUGGUGGCCUCUUCCCCAGAAAUGGGGCAAGACUUUGACCAUGUGACUCUGCUGCGAGACAAGUUCCGGGACUUUGCCCGGGAGACCGGAGCAAUUGGGCAGGAGCGGGUGGACAACGUGAAUGCCUUCAUUGAGCGACUCAUCGAUGCAGGCCACAGCGAGGCCGCCACCAUCGCCGAGUGGAAAGACGGGCUAAACGAGAUGUGGGCGGACCUGCUGGAGCUCAUCGACACGCGCAUGCAGCUGCUGGCCGCCUCCUAUGACCUGCACCGCUACUUCUACACGGGCGCCGAGAUCCUGGGCCUCAUCGACGAGAAGCACCGUGAGCUGCCAGAGGAUGUGGGGCUGGACGCCAGCACGGCCGAGUCCUUCCACCGGGUGCACACGGCCUUCGAGCGGGAGCUCCACCUGCUGGGCGUCCAGGUACAGCAGUUCCAGGACGUGGCCACCCGCCUGCAGACAGCGUAUGCUGGGGAGAAGGCAGAGGCCAUCCAGAACAAGGAGCAGGAGGUGUCUGCUGCAUGGCAGGCGCUGCUUGAUGCCUGUGCCGGGCGCCGGACCCAGCUAGUGGACACGGCGGAUAAAUUCCGCUUCUUCAGCAUGGCCCGUGACCUCCUCUCCUGGAUGGAGAGCAUCAUCCGGCAGAUUGAGACCCAGGAGAGGCCCAGGGAUGUCUCCUCUGUGGAAUUGCUCAUGAAGUAUCACCAGGGCAUCAAUGCAGAGAUUGAAACCCGGAGCAAGAACUUCAGUGCCUGCCUGGAGCUUGGCGAGUCCCUGCUGCAGCGGCAGCACCAGGCCUCAGAGGAGAUCCGUGAGAAACUGCAGCAGGUGGUGUCCAGGAGGAAAGAGAUGAAUGAGAGGUGGGAGGCUCGCUGGGAGCGGCUCCGGAUGUUGCUGGAGGUGUGCCAGUUCUCGAGGGAUGCCUCUGUGGCCGAGGCGUGGCUGAUUGCCCAGGAGCCCUACCUGGCCAGUGGGGACUUUGGACACACAGUGGACAGUGUGGAGAAGCUCAUCAAGAGGCAUGAGGCUUUUGAGAAGUCCACGGCCAGCUGGGCAGAGCGCUUUGCUGCCCUGGAGAAGCCCACCACGCUUGAGCUGAAAGAACGCCAGAUGGCAGAGAGACCUGCAGAGGAGACUGGGCUUCAAGAGGAGGAAGGCGAGACAGCAGGGGAGGCUCCGGUUUCCCACCAAGCGGCCACCGAGAGAACGUCCCCGGGGGAAGAAGAGGGAAGGUGGCCUAAGGACCUGCAGCAGCCACCACCGCCGGGGCAGCAUGAGGACAGGCAGAAAUCCGUUGGGGACGAGAGGCCUGCCACGGAGCCCCUCUUUAAGGUCCUAGAUACGCCCCUGAGUGAGGGUGAUGAGCCCGCAACACUGCUGGCCCCGCGGGACCGCGGGCACAGCGUGCAGAUGGAAGGCUACCUGGGCCGCAAGCACGACCUGGAGGGACCCAACAAGAAGGCUUCCAACAGGUCGUGGAACAACCUGUACUGCGUGCUCAGGAACAGCGAGCUAACCUUCUACAAGGAUGCCAAGAACCUGGCCCUGGGGGUGCCCUACCACGGGGAGGAACCCCUGGCCCUGAGACAUGCCAUCUGUGAGAUUGCUGCCAACUACAAGAAGAAGAAGCACGUCUUUAAGCUGAGGCUGAGCAACGGCAGCGAGUGGCUCUUCCAUGGCAAGGACGAGGAGGAGAUGCUGUCCUGGCUGCGAGGCGUGAGCACCGCCAUCAACGAGUCCCAGAGCAUCCGCGUCAAGGCGCAGAGCCUGCCCCUGCCCGCCCUCUCCGGCCCCGACGCCAGCCUUGGCAAGAAGGACAAGGAGAAGAGAUUCAGCUUCUUCCCCAAAAAGAAGUAGCGGCUGGGGGCCCCGCGGGUGGAGCUGGCGGGCACUGCGGGGUCGGGAAGCGAAGGGACCAGGCGUCCCGGCCUUGACCUCGCCGCGGCCGCAGCCUCCUCCAGCCGCCGCCCGCUUGUCGGGCCGAGUCGCGGGCCGGGCCCCUGGGCCCCACGCUGCACUGCAAAAGCUGCCUUCGCCCGCGCGUCCCGGGCCGACGCCCCCUCCAUGCCCUCGCCCGCACUGGCUCUGCUCCAGGGACCGGGGCUCCCAGCUCCUCAGGCGCCCUCGGGGCCUCCAGGCCUGGGGACAGGAAACGGUUCUCUGACGCACACGCCCUCCUCUCCCACCCUCCUCCUGAGCUGAGGGUGCGAAGGCCCCUUACCCCCAACCAAAAACAAAACAAAAAAAAGAGCUGGAGAAGGCUGGUGGGGCUCCUAAAACAAUUCUUGCUUGGGGUCACCUCUCACCUGGUCGCAGCCAGGGAAAGGGGAAAGAAGAGGGCACUGGAAAUGCCGGCCAGCCCCAGAGGGGCAGGAGGAAGGAGCCACAAAGCCCUAGCUCUGGGCCAGGGGCUGAGGGGGGCUGCCAGGACCAGACUGGGUCAGGGCCUUGGAUGCUGCCAGCCUCCUCCCCGCUGGGCUUCGGCAGAACUGGGACUCUCACCUCAGGGGCCACCCCAUCCUUCCACUCUGCUCCUCCCCCCAGAUCAAAGGGCACCCACCACGGUUGGCGGGGCCUGGCUGAGUGCCUCCAGCACCCUUUGUGCCACCACCGGCAGUCCCAGGAGGGGCAGCAAGGUCAGGCCAUUCAUUUAAAGCCGUGGCCAGGCACAGGGCUGUGAUCUGGAGUGACAGGUAUGUCACAACACUGCCUAAGGCUCUCCCUCUCAAUGCUGGGACCCUCCCCCUACUCCCAGUAGCAGCCAAACCAGCAAUAUCCGACAGACACAGGCCCCCUAGGGGACAGUGUGGGCGCCCAGAUAAAAAAUGGAUAUCCCCGCACCUGCAGUAAAGCAUCUCAAAGCCAAAUGCCCGAUUGCAUCCUGUCUGCCACUGGGACCGUCAGAGGGUAAUGGCUGGGCAGACAGCAAAGUGGUAUCACCUUGGGGUGGCAGAGGUGGCCAUGCCUUGGUAUUACCACUCAUGCGACAUAGCUACCCCUGCACAGCUGGGACAAAUGUCAGGGCCAGAGCCAUUGAUCAGCUUCUCCAGAAGGUCCUGGCCCCAGGUCUUGGGGGGGGAGUCACAUGAGUACACAGGUCAAUAUCUAUCCCCCUUUAUCCCUGAGCACCAGAAGGGGCUUUGCAACCUAUGUCCCCAGGAAUGGCCUUCCCCUUGCUGCCCAGGUCAUACUUCCAGAAGGGAGAGGCCACUCAUUCCACAAGGAUUUCCCAACCACUCUACUCUGAAAGCAACACAGCUCUGGCCCAGUAUCUAACUGGGUUUAGGUCCAAGAGAGGAGUCAAGUGGGGUGGGGGGCAGUAGGGAUUCUCCCCCAGGGAAACCAAAGGUCCCCAGUUUCUAUCACCUUCCCCGUGGGAAGGACCUUAGUUGCAUGGAGAUGAGAAGUGGGUGAGGUUCAGGUAGAAGCCACAGGGACAGGCAUCCAGAAUGAGCCUUCCCAGGAAUCCUGAGUGCUGACCAGUGCCGGCAGAAAUCACUUCUCCCCUGUAGUCCUGACACAUCAGGGUAACACCAACUACAGCAGGCAGGAGCCAUAGGAAGGAAGACAUCAUUCGAUGGAGCCUGAUAUUCCCAGGUCAGAUAUUCCCACCCCACCCCGGUGGCCAAGGUCUUCAUUUGACCUCAGUGCAUAUGACCCUAUACAGGGAAUCUAGUGUGUAUCACUCACCAGCCUCUUUCUGUGUCUGGGGAAACCAAGGCAGUGAGGUGACUUCCCUCACCUAGGAAUAAAGUGGACUCUGGCGCCCUUGAGGGCACGUUCUCCUCUGAGGCAGAGAGCAGGUUCCUUGCUGAAUGGCAGAUGGUGGCAAGCAUCUCCCUCACCUGUUUCCCUGGGCCAGUCUUUAGGGAGCCAAGGGACAAGGGCCCACCCUCCCCCUCCACAUGUGCCAAAUCAGCACCUGAAGUGAGGCAUUUCCAGCAAGCACCUCCACAGACACAAGAAAGGGCUCCAGUGGAAGAGCUAGCAUCUCACCACCCCAGGUUCCCCGGCCUGGUCCAGGGCAGCCAGCUGCAUGUGACCAUUCUGUUGCCAGCUCCCCCGACAUCCCUCCUGUCACCCGGCCCCAAGACAUUCGACCAACUGGACUAAAACUGCAGGCACCCAGCUUUGGGAGACCCUGUGCCACAUCAGGGCUAAGCGCUCCUAGUGCCCUGGCAAAGUCUUUUUUUUUUUUUUUCCUCUCCUUAUUCUACUUUGCAGUCUUUUCUUUGACAGUAUUCCCAAACUAGGUUGACACAGCUCCAGUCCACACCAGCAUACCAGGCUUCCUCCCCAGGGCAGUUUAGAGGAAGCUCCUUCUGGGUGCGGUCAGGCAGUCCUCCUUCCCUUUCCUUCCCCCUGGUCCUGGCCUCGACUGACUCUGGCUGUGGAAGGUGUGGAGGGUCCUUGGGCUUCCCUCCCCAACCCGGCCUCCACUAGCACCACUAACAGGAGGCCUGUGGAAGGCUCAGCCUCUCCUCCACACCCCUCCUCCUUCCUGCCUGUCGGAGGUAACCAGGGUCCCUGAGGUUGGCCUUGAAUCUCAUUCCUAACUUCAUGGGAGGGGGCAGGAAUCCAGAGGAGGACGAAGCCAGCGGGACCACAUGGCUUGGCAGCUUGGACAAACAAGCUCAGGGAGGAAAUGAGGAGGCGGUGGCUGCAGAGGAAUGUAACCCUGUUGGGCACAGACCAUGCAAUCUGGGGCUGGCCCUGGGGCCCGCUGGGCCCUGCCCUCCACCUGCUCAACCGUGCUUCCACCAACCAGAGGAAACCCAGUUACUAGUUUUUCUAAUAAAUCAAUAAUGCUCCAUA